GGCCUGAGCUAUGAUGAGAACAGGCGUCGAGCGAAGAAGUUGAAGAUCAACUGCGAGACGGUGCGGAACGCGCUUCUGGCUCCUCCGGCGAAUGUCCGGCGUCUGCUGGACAAGCUGCCCGGCAGCGGGGUCCACGCGAAAGAAUGGGACGUCGAACUGUUUGUCUUGGAAUUGCUCAAGCCACUGCGCGGAUUGGCUGGCGCGCCUCACCUCUGGCAAGUGGCUGCGACAUUAUAUAUGGUGGACGUUCUUCGUGCCAGAGUGAGCCUGUGGGUCGAGAACUUCGCCCACUGGACGCAUGCCGAUUUGCCGGGCAAGAUCCGAAGUCAAGCUCAAGAGGCACGCUCCGUUGACGAUGUCGCUGCAGCUCUAUCCAUUCAUGCUGACGACCUUCUGUCAACAGGCCGCUCUAGGCACCUCGAACACUUCCUCGGACUGCCGGAGGCCAAGUUUGGAGCGGUAAAAGGGCAGCAGCAUCCGUUCACCCACAAUGGUGCACGGCAUUCGAGGUUGAAGGACGGCACGAUACUUCUGCAGCAGAUCCAUCAGCUGAGCAAGAUACCCUUCUGCCAAGUACCUGAGGGAGUUGAUGACAAGAUGGUGACAGGAGUGUAUGCUCAUGGGUUCAGAAGCAUCCUGACUUCGAUGCUGUUCCUAUGCCAGCGCAACAUUCACAUCAUGACGGAGGUGACCCAGCUGCAGGGCUUCAACAAUGAACCUAGGAUCGUGCACCUCAAGAGG
Molecule: messenger RNA, 741 nt
Organism: Prorocentrum cordatum
Lineage: Eukaryota; Dinophyceae; Prorocentrales; Prorocentraceae
Source: the annotation of a GenBank genome assembly